AUAGACACUUUGGCGCACACACAGAUUCUGGAAAACCAACAGUUUCGAUUGAGACAAUCGCGCGACAAGUUUAGUCACUGCUUGAGACAUUUUGUUUCGCAACGAGAUUAGAACCCUCCGUUAUCACGAUUUGUGCCCAGUUUUAGUGGUAUGAAGUUGAGAGUAAAAUCCAGUUUUCUGUAGUACAGCUUCGUUUAUGUAUCGCUUUACGUUACGCGGUGCGGUUAACAUGAUUAAACCAGUUUAUAAUGUCUUAACAGCUGGCAUUGAUCACCACCCAGCAUCAUCCAGCUAUUUUGCAACCACCGCACCAGCAGCCGAUAUAGACCAAAACUACGAGCGCGCUGUAGCAAAGCUGAACACGCUGCAGUCAAACUAUAGCGCACUUCAGGAUUCUAUAAAACUUAAACAUCAGAACGAAUCUAAACAUAUCAACGACACGGAAAAGUUUUUAGAUCGGAUACACAUUUCGAGUGAAACGUUAAACCGACUCGCCGUAAUACAUGUGGCUGGUACUAAGGGUAAAGGAUCGACCUGCGCCAUGGUUGAAUCAAUUCUCAGAUUCAACGGUUAUCGCACAGGGUUUUUCAGUUCUCCACAUCUGGUGUCUGUCACUGAGCGGAUCAGGCUAAAUGGCCAACCAAUAGAAAAGGAAUGUUUUGUGAACCAUUUCUGGAAAAUUUACAACCAGUUAUUUGCAACUCAGCAGGAUAACAACGAUAUGCCUACAUACUUUGGCUUCUUGACGAUACUGGCCUUAGAUGUAUUUUUAGCUUCCAAAGUAGAUGUAGCCAUUAUAGAGGUCGGCAUUGGUGGAAGAUAUGACUGCACGAAUGUAAUUCAGAAGGCGCCGGUAGUCGGUAUAACUUCCCUCGGAUUGGAACAUACUAAGCUGCUUGGUGAUACGUUGGAAAAAAUAGCCUGGCAAAAAGCUGGUAUUAUCAAAAAUGGUUCUGAUGUUUUCACCGUAGAACAGCCAGCCGAAUGUAACAGAGAGAUCGAACGAGAGUGUUUACGAAAAAAGGCAAUCUUGCAAAUAGUUCCAUCUUCGCUUGAACAGUUUCACUGGGAGGAGGUGCCUUCCAUGAUGAUGAAACACCGUAACAAAAGUACUGAAUUGAAUGUAUCGCUCGCCGUCCGAAUAGCAAUACAUUGGAUACGAAAUACACGUCCGAGUUUGUUGCCACCGAUGAAACAUAUGAUUCCGGCAAAAAUUGUUCAAGGAAUUGAUAAUUGUUUCUGGCCUGGAAGAUUACAAGUUGUUCAAUACGCGGCUCAGAGAACCCUUUUUUUGGAUGGUGCACACACGGUUGACAGUAUUAAGGUUUGUGCAGAAUGGUUCAAACAUAAUUCGCAUAGCCAAUUUAAAAAAUUGUUGCUAUUUAAUUCAACUGGAGAUCGGGAUGGUUUUAAAAUGUUGUCGGUGCUUUCUCAAAGCGUGGAUUUCGAUGAAGCAUUUUUUACACCGAAUGUAGCAUUUACUGCCUCAUGUUCAAAUAUUGAUGCCGUAAAUCAUAACUUCCCCCUAGAACAACAAAUGCAACGUUGCGAACUAAACAGGGUAUUUUGGACAGAACAACUAAAACAACGAAAUGGUUCAGUACACGUUUCUGUUCAGUCUGUUUUCCAAUAUCUACAAAGUGGCUUACUAACGAGUAACGAACCAUGCGAUAUAUUGGUAACUGGCUCCAUACACUUGCUAGGAGCAACAUUUAGUGCUCUGCACUUAGAAAAACAAUUGGCUAACAAUAAAAUAUAGGCUGAGUUACUGAGGGGUGAAAAAAAUA
Molecule: messenger RNA, 1787 nt
Organism: Anopheles aquasalis
Lineage: Eukaryota; Metazoa; Arthropoda; Insecta; Diptera; Culicidae
Gene: Fpgs1
Product: Folylpolyglutamate synthase 1
Biological process (GO): tetrahydrofolylpolyglutamate biosynthetic process
Cellular component (GO): cytosol; cytoplasm; mitochondrion
Molecular function (GO): tetrahydrofolylpolyglutamate synthase activity; ATP binding
Source: RefSeq, a predicted model, not a curated record